Aspergillus mulundensis is the source of this 1644-nucleotide messenger RNA. RefSeq names its product putative MFS multidrug transporter. Gene Ontology annotation, biological process: transmembrane transport. Lineage: Eukaryota; Fungi; Ascomycota; Eurotiomycetes; Eurotiales; Aspergillaceae. Gene Ontology annotation, molecular function: transmembrane transporter activity. The record is from RefSeq and is a predicted model, not a curated record. The coding region runs from base 1 to 1644 and encodes 547 amino acids. The transcript has 4 exons.
AUGGCUUCCGAGCAGAAUCAUGCGGCGACUGCGCCCACACAUGAUGGUGGCUUAACUGGCCGAGGCCAAAAGAAGAGCUUGGUCCAGAAAAUCAAGGGCUAUUUCCACAGCGACAUGACCGGCGAGAUCAACAACAGCGUCGAUGUCGAGAUUCACUCAUGGAAUGGACCGGAUGACCCGGAUAACCCAUUCAACUGGAGCACGAAAUACAAGUGGGCGCUGACGGUCACCGUCUGCUUCAUCUCCAUCCUCACCGGCCUCCCCGCAGGAACCUACGGCAGCGGCAACGACUGGAUGGCCGAGAAAUUCCACGUCCAGAACUCCCCCUUCCCAAACCUCUACUGGGCCACCACCUCCUGGAACAUGGGCGCCGCCUUCUGGCCGCUGAUCUUCGUGCCGCUCACCGAAUCCUCCGGCCGCAUGCCGGGCUACUUCGUCGCCUACAUCAUCCUGAUAAUCUCGCUCUUUCCAUCCGCCUUCGCGCCCAACUUCGCAACCCUCGUCGUAACGCGCUUCUUUGGCGGCGGCGCGUCCUCCGUGUCCAUUAAUAUCGUCGGCGGCAGUAUCUCGGAUGUAUGGUACGGCACGAAGGCGCGCAGUCUGCCGAUGUCGCUGUUCGGGUUCACGAGUGUCGUGGGUAUCGCGCUGGGCCCGUUUAUCGGGAGUGCGAUUGUGCAGAUCCACAAGAAUGAUCCGUGGCGCUGGAUCUUCUACAUCCAGAUCAUAUACAACGCGGCGCUCCUGCCGAUCUUCUGGUUGAUACUGCGUGAGACCCGCCCAGACGUGAUACUUAAACGGCGCGCCGCGAAAAUCCGCAAGGAGACGGGGCGUCCUGUCUACGCGCAGGCGGAGCUCUCUGCGCCCUCGACCCUGCGCCUCCUGCAGAUAUCCUUCAAGCGGCCGACGAAAAUGCUCCUCACCGAGCCGGUGGUCAUCUUCUUCACGCUGUGGAUCAGUUUCGCGUGGGGGAUCCUGUACCUCUUCUUCAGCAGCGUCGUGCAGACAUUCGGGCAGAACUACGGGUGGGACACGAUGGCGACAGGCCUAGUCCAGCUCGCGAUCUCGGUCGGCGCUGUUAUCGGCACGGUCUUCAACCCCGUGCAGGACUGGCUGUAUCUGCGCUCCGGAAACCGAAACAAGGAGAAGCCUGGCAGGCCGAUUCCCGAGGCGCGCCUGUACACCUCCAUCCCGGGCUCGUUGCUCUUCGCAGCCGGCCUGUUCUGGUACGGCUGGGCCUCCCAGCCGGACGUGCACUGGAUUGUUCCGGCCAUUGGAAUCACGGCGGCGGGAAUCGGGAUCUACAGUAUCUACAUGGCCGUCGUGAACUAUCUUACCGAUGCGUAUGAGCGGUAUGCGGCCAGCGCGCUGAGCGCAGCCAGUCUGGGGAGGAAUAGCUUCGGCGCAUUUUUGCCGCUGGCCAGCCCGCAGCUGUUCAGUAACCUUGGCUUUGGAUGGGCGGGGACACUCCUGGGUUUCAUUGGGGUUGCGCUGAGUGUUGUCCCUGUUGUGCUGGUGCUCAAGGGGCCGGCGAUUCGGCGGUCCAGUCCGUUUAUGAGGGAGAGUAUGUGGGAUGACGAGGAGAAGGAGAAUGAGACUGGCGAGGGGUUGGAGGGGAAGGAGGGUGGACAGGCAGAGAAUGUCUAG